Molecule: messenger RNA, 6751 nt
Organism: Notolabrus celidotus (New Zealand spotty)
Lineage: Eukaryota; Metazoa; Chordata; Actinopteri; Labriformes; Labridae
Product: unconventional myosin-XVIIIb
Exons: 42
Coding region: 377-6535 (2052 amino acids)
Cellular component (GO): myosin complex
Molecular function (GO): ATP binding; protein binding; cytoskeletal motor activity
Source: RefSeq, a predicted model, not a curated record
AGAUACACACGUUAUUUCCGGUUGCGAUCCUUCUGAAGAUGAGCGGUUAAAGUGAAGUCCUCCAGGUGAGCUCAGGUCUGCAGGUGAGGUCCAAACAUGAGGAUGUAAAGUCCAGAUUGACCCAGAGACCAGGUGGUCUCGGAGAGCUCUAAAGAUAAAGGAGGAGAAAACACCGGUAGCCGCAGCCGUCCCUCCUCCUCCUCCUCUGUCGGCUCUGCCGGGCGGCUUCCUCAAACAACUGGUCCGAGACUCAGAGAAGGAGACCAAGCAGAAAGAGCCGGAGGUCAAAGACGAGAAGACACCGAGCAAACUGAGCGACAACCUGGUGCAACAGUUCCUCCUCCCAGAUCAGACUCCCCCGAUCCUCGAGGCCGAGAUGGCGCUCCGAGCCGAGCAGCUUCUCAACAACAGCAAGCAAGGACGCAACUCGGCCCACUCAGACAACAGCUCAUCGUCUCAGAGGCUCAUAGUCACACCUGAACAGGAACCCAGACAGGUGACUCCAGAGCCACCGAAGAGGCAUCAGACUGAGGCGAGAUCAGAGAGAAGCCAGAAGAAGAGGACGGAGGAGAGACAGAAGGAGAGGAUGGAGGAGAGGCAGAAGGAGAGGACGGAGGAGAGGCAGGAGAAGGAGAGGAUAGAGGAGGUGAAGCAGGUGAAGCUGGUGGAGAAGAAAGAGAAGGGGAUGGAGGAGAGGCAGGAGCCAGAGGGACGGCAAGCAGACACAACUGUGACAGAGCAAGUCAGGGAGGUUAGAGACGUGUGGUAUGAAGCUGGGACUGUGUGGUACGUCCAUAAGGAUGGUUUCUCUCUGGCCACUCAGUUAAAACCGGAUGAAGGCACACCUGAGCUCCCAGAAGGCAGAGUGAGAGUCCGCCUGCAGACCGAUGGAUCUCUGCACGACGUCACACAGUACGAGAUCGAAAAGUGUAAUCCUGCAGACCUGGACCUGUGCGAGGACCUGAGCGACCUGCAGAGCGUGAAUGAAUGUGGCGUGCUGCACACGCUCACCAGCCGAGCUAAAGCUAACAUGCCGCUAACACACGCCGGACCAAACCUGCUGAACUUCUGGCCUCCGUUACAGACGCACAGCAAGACUCCAAAGUCUCGGCGAGGGGAGUCUUUGUGGGACGCUCCCCCGGCCCUGGCUGCUCUGGUGAAACGUGUGUACGUGUCCAUGGUGGGGACCAGGAGGGACCACAGCGUGUGUGCGGUGGGACGCAGCGGCACAGGAAAGACGACGGCGUGUCAGGCCUUCACGCUCGCUCUGCUCAAACAGGCGGGAACCAUCGGGGAGAAGUUGAGCGUGGAGCGCGUUCAGGCCAUGUUCACCGUCCUCAGGUCGUUCGGCUGUGUGAGCUCGCAGCACAGCGACGCCUCCUCUCGCUUCGCCAUGGUCUUCUCUCUGGACUUUAACCACGCGGGACAGGCUGCUGCCGGACACCUACAGACGAUGAUGAUGGACAAAUGGAAAGUGUGUCAGAAAACUCCAGGAGAGAGUAACUUCCUGGUCUUCUCUCAGAUGCUGGGAGGACUCAGCACAGAGAUGAGGACGGAGCUGCAGCUUCAUCAGCUUCCUGAGUCCAACUCUUUUGGAAUCGUUCAUCCUACGAAGGUUGAGGAGAAGCAACGUGCGUCGGUCGCCUUCACCAAGCUGCUGACUGCCAUGGAAACGCUGGGCUUCUCGUCCGGCGAGCAGAAGGCGAUCUGGCAUGUUCUGGCUGGUAUUUACCAUCUGGGAGCCGCCGGGGCCUGCAAAGUGGGAAGGAGACAGUUUGUGAGCUUUGACAGCGCUCAGGUGGCGAGCGGCGUGCUGGGAUGCGAGGGAGAGGAGCUGCAAACCGCUGUCUUCAAACAUCACCUCCGACAGCUGCUGCAGAAAGCCACCGGGGGCAGCAGAGAGAGGAACAAUGCUGCUGAGGCAGAGGAGGGUCCCAGGCUGACGGCAGUUCAGUGUGUAGAAGGGAUGGCUGCUGGACUCUACGAGGAGCUCUUCACCUCCGUGGUCUCUCUGAUCAACAGAGCUCUGAGUAACCAGCAGCUGACCCUGGCCUCGGUGAUGGUCGUGGACACGCCCGGUCUGAGGAACCCGAGACACUUGGCGGAGGAGCGAGCGGCCGGCUGGUCCGAGCUCUGCCACAACUACCUGCAGGAGAGGCUGCUGGAGCACUACCACACACACACCUUCACACACACACUGGAGAGAUACACACAGGAGAAGAUCCGGGUGGAUGUAGAGAGUCCGGAGAAGAGUCCGGCGGAGGUGGUGUCCGCCAUCGACCAGCCGCCUCCACAGGUCCGAGCAGCAGAUGGAGACCCCAGAGGUCUGUUAUGGGUUCUUGAUGAGGAGAUGGUGACACCAGCCUCCAGUGAGAACAGCGCCUUGGAGAGAGUCUGCCAGUAUUACAGCAACACGGUGCGUCAGUGCGAGCAGCCGCUGCAGUGCGAGGUGAACCACCUCACGGGCUGCGACCCGAUCCGCUAUGACCUGACGGGCUGGUUCGGUCUGAUCCAGAACAACCCGUCUGCUCUGAACGCCAUCUGUGUGCUCCAGAACUCCUCCAUAGGAGAGGUGAAGGCCAUGUUCACCCCCAGAGUCUCCCUGCCCCCUCUGUGUCGUGGUCUUGGGGGUCUGGAGGGAGCCAGCCAGCGCUCGCUGCAGAGAAACGGCACCAUCAGGAAGACGUUCAGCGGAGGGAUGGCGGCCGUGCGCAGACACUCCCAGUGCAUUGCCGUCAAGCUGCAGGCGGACGCUCUGGUGAACCUGAUUCGUCGAGCCCGGCCGGUGUUCCUGCAGUGUGUGAACGCCAAGUGUGACAGCGGGAGCUUUGACGUCGCGGCGCUCAGGACGCAGCUUCACUCCACGCAGAUCCUCUCCGCCCUGCAGAUCCACCGAACAGGUUACCCGGAGCACAUGAGUCUGAGCGACUUCAGGUGUCACUUCCAGGCGUUGUCUCCUCCUAUCAUGAAACGUUACGCCUCCAUGUUUGUCAGUCACGAUGAGAGGAAGGCGGUGGAGGAGCUGCUGGCAGAUCUGGACCUGGACAAGAAGAGCAUCGUUUUGGGAGCCAGCAGGGUGUUCAUGAAGAGAGGCGUGCUGCGUUACCUGGAGCAGCAGAGGGAUCAGCAGGUCACGGGCUGGCUGGUCCACCUUCAGGCCGCCUGUCUGGGACACCUGGCCCGUCAGAUGUACCGAAAACUCAAGGUGCAGCAGAUGGCGGUCAGGUGUCUGCAGAGGAACAUCCGGGCGAUGAGAGUGGCGGCGAGGUGGAGCUGGUGGAAACUUUUCUGCAAAGUGCGUCCUCAGCUCGACGUCAACCUGGACAACGAGAGGCUGCGGGCUAAAGAGGACGAGAUCUCGGCUCUGAGGCGACGUCUGGAGAAAUCAGAGAAGGAGAGGAACGAGCUGAGGCAGAGUGCAGACGGCCUGGAGACCAAGGUUACAGCCGUGACAUCAGAGCUGAGUGAUGAGCGUUUCCGUGGCGAUGCCGUCGGUAAGGCUCUGGAUGUGGAGCGGGCCGAGAGACUCCGACUCAGCAGGGAGAACAAAGACCUGCAGGCUCGGCUGGAUCAGUGUAAGGUCAGCAUGGAGACUCUGGAGAAGCAGCUGGAGGAGGAGAAGCAGAAAGUCCAGAUCGCAGAGAGUCAGAAAGGAGCGUGGACAGACGGCGAGCUGGCCAUGCAGCUGGAGUGCUGCCAGACGGAGGUGGAAUUCGUCCGCAGACGACUCAAGCAGACGGAGGAAAAACUGGAGACGGAGAGACAGACGCGACAACAGCUCGAUGCCAAGGUGACGUCUCUGCAGGCCCAGCUGGAGCAGUCUCGGCGGAGUGCGACAGAACUGAAACGUCACUGCCGCCGCGUGACCUCUGACCUCCAGGACGCCAGAGUCCUCACAGACAGCCUGCAGAGCCGCAUGCAUGAGCUGGACCGCAAACAGAGACGGUUCGACAGCGAGCUGACUCAGGCCCUGAAGGAAGCCGACAACGAGAGAGAGCAGAAGGACAAAGUGUGUCAGGAGAACACGGCUCUGGGUGCAGAGAUAUACUCGCUGCGCCGCGGCGUGCAGGAGAGCCAGUCAGAGGUGAGCCGUCUGCAGAAGCAGAAGGAGGAGUUGUGCGCUCAGAUCCGUGACCUCAGCCUGCCAGUGGAUCUCGCCUCAGAGUCGCUCCCCGACCUCAAGAAGCAGCUUCGCCUCCUGGAGAGUCAGGCCGGCGAGAGAGCGCAGGAAAUCAGCACGCUCAGCGCCAAGAUCCAGCAGAAGGAGCAGGUCCACAUGCGCUUUGAGAUGGAGAUGGAGCGGAUGAAGCAGAUCCAUCAGAAGGAGCUGGAGGACAAAGAGGAGGAGUUGGAGGAUGUGCACAAGUCCUCUCAGAGACGGCUGAGGCAGUUGGAGAUGCAGUUGGAGCAGGAGUACGAGGAGAAACAGAUGGUGAUUCACGAGAAGCACGACUUGGAGGGACUCAUAGCGACUCUGUGUGACCAGGUCGGACACAGAGACUUCGACGUGGAGAAGAAGCUGAGGAGAGACCUGAAGAGGACUCACGCCCUGCUGGCCGACGCCCAGCUCCUCCUCUCCACCGUGGACAGCCCGGGGCAGAACUUCCCCAACGGCAGCAGGGAGCAGAUCGAGCGCCUGCACUGCCAGCUGGAGGAGAGCGACUCGAGGCGGCUGGAGGCGGAGAGCAUUCAGACGACGCUCUCUCAGGAGCUGGAGAACUCUCAGAUCGAACUGGAAAACAUCUGCAAACAGAAGAGCGUGGUGGACGAGCAGAUAAUGCUCCUGCAGCACGAGAAGGUGGACCUGCUGAAGAGACUGGAGGAGGACCAGGAAGACCUGAACGAGCUAAUGAAGAAGCACAAAGCUCUCAUCGCUCAGUCCUCGAGUGAUAUCUCUCAGAUCAGAGAGCUGCAGGCUGAGCUGGAGGAGGCAAAGAAGCAGAGGCACACUCUGCAGGAGGAGCUCCAGCAGAGCGUGUCCAGGGUGCAGUUCCUGGAGUCGUCCACUGUGGGGCGCAGCAUCGUCAGUAAACAGGAGGCUCGAGUGUGUGACCUGGAGAACAAACUGGAGUUCCAGAGAGGGCAGGUCAAGAGGUUUGAGGUGUUGGUGCUGCGUCUGAGGGAUAGCGUGGUCCGUCUCGGGGAGGAGCUGGAGCAGAGCGCCCAGGCGGAGGCUCGGGAGAAGGAGAACGCGCGGUACUACCAGCAGCGCGUCCAGGACAUGAGGCUGGAGAUGGAGGAGCUGAUUCAGAGGGAGCAGGACAGCGGGCGCAGACGCAUGGAGCUGGAAAUGCAGGUGGAGGAACUGAGCGCCGUCAGGCAGGCGCUGCAGGCCGACCUGGAGACGUCCAUCCGCCGCAUCGUGGAUCUGCAGGCCGCCCUGGAGGAGGUGGAGUCCAGCGAUGAGAGCGACUCAGAGAGUGACUCUGUGUCCAGUGCUGGCUCCAUCGGGACGGAGGACGUCGGGGAGGGGAUCCGUCACUGGUUAGGAGUCCCCAGAGGAGGCUCCCGAGCCGGGGGGUCUCUGUACGGCAGCAGCCACGGGGGGCGGCAGUCUGUGGCCGACACCAUGAGCACCUACAGCUUCCGGUCCUGUGUGGACCCUGAAGACGAGGGAUCUGAGGCUGCAGGGUCCGGCGGUCUAGGUCGAGCUCCGUCCUCCUCCGCUCUGUCCGAGCUCCUGGAAGGACUCCGAAAACGCAGAGCGGGUGGAGACGCAGCCGAUGGAGCCGGGAGCACGGUCUCCCUGCCCGUCUAUCAAACCACAGCAGCCUCCACACUCAGACGGAGAGCCUCCGCCCUCUCUCUGGGACCGGAGGACCUCCAGGAACCCCGACCCGGCCCCAGCAUCCUCAAACCCUCCUCCCCGCUCCUGUCCCGCUCCGCCAGCUCUCGCUCCGUCAGCGACGCUCCAACAUCCGUGUCCACGUCGACGUCAGGAGCCAAACUGUCCCGCUUCAACUCCACCGACUCUGUCUCCGCUCUCCCCUCGCUGCCUCGCCUCUCCUCUUUGGCGUCCUCCCUCACUUCUCGCCAUCGUCCCCCGUCCCUCUCCAUCCCAGAGGAAGACCCAGAAGAACCCCGCCGCUCUGUGGCGAGUCCCCUCCAGCGCUCCCCUCAGCCUUUGAGGCGGUGCAUGCUGGGUAGUCUCAUAACACAUGACGGAGGCGAAGCCCCUCUGGGAUCUGAGCCCCUCGUCUUCCAAAACCGCCGCCUCGCUGACGACGACGACGCCACAUCAGACAUCCUGCCCGCCAUCCGCAGAGCCCAGUCCACCAGCAGCCUGGCCGGCUCGGUGAGGGGGGGCAGGCGGGCGCUGAGCGUCCACUUUGGAGACCUGCCGCCCUCCACGCGCAGCAAGAGGAGCUCUGAAACCGAGUCCUCCAGCUCAGGGGGGUCAGGGGGAAGCUCUCAGAACGGGGGAGCGAGGCGCAAGUAUGACAGGCCGCAGGGAGAGAGGCUGGAGGCCGAGGGGAGCGAGGCGGGAGACGUGGCGUCAGUCAUGAAGAAGUAUUUGAAAAAAGAGGUGGACUGAGGUCGCCGAGUAGAGGAGCCUCUGUGUGUGUGUGUCCACAUCCAGCCGUGAGCUUCACACACACUGAAGAGAGCGGGAGCUGCAGUCCAGGCUGCGGCAAACACUUCAGGAGUCGACGAGGAGGUUUCUCUACGUCUGCUGGAAACUCCUUCAGAACACUUUCCGCUGUGUCUCACAUCAAAACUGUUUGUAUAUGAAUAAAAAAUGAAAGAGCGA